UACUCCUUUUCAUUGCCUCCUUUCCUUGGAAGCCAUUAGCAAAUUCGAACUUCGAACUCUAAGCUUCCCAGCCGCCAAAAACGUUGAAGUUGAGGUGUUGAGCUCUUCAGUAACAAUGAAAAAGAGACCAGCAAAAGACAUAGAUGCCAUGGAAGGCAAAGAUGAAGAAGAGCUAGAAGUUGCAGACGGUACCAUCGACGGAAAUACAGACCUCUGUCAGAGACUAAUGGAACGAUAUGGUAAAUCCUCCGCUCCUCAGCACCGUCAUCUCUGCGCUUCUGCGGCCGCCAUGAGAGCCAUGCUCCAAGACGAAGGUCUCCCCUUUACUCCACCUGCCUAUUUCGCUGCAGUUAUAACAGCUAUUAACGAUGCUUCUGAGACUCUAGACUCCGAUGCUAUCGCUGCUCUAUCUUCGUUACUCUCCAUUUUGAUUCCGCUUGUUCCGCCGGAAUCGCUGCCCCCGUCGAAGGCGAGUGAGGCCGUGACGGUACUUGUUAAGCUACUAAAUAGACCGCCAGAAACUGUAUCGACGGCAACCGUGCGGUCUGUGAUCAAAUCAUUGGGGUUUCUGAUUGGUUUCUGUCAACUGGAGGACUGGGAUGCAGUGAAGUUUCCUUUUGAGACAAUUAUUAAGUUCUCUGUUGAUAAACGCCCCAAGGUUCGCAGAUGUGCUCAAGUUUGCAUUGGGAAAGUCUUUCAAUCUCUUCAGUGUUCCAUUGCCAUCAAGAAGGCAAACAAAAUGGUACUCUCUUUGCUCAGAAAAUACAUGCCUUUGGCAAUUGAGUUAAGUGUUGCAAGAACCUUAGAUGGAUCCAAAAGUGAAGUGUUGUCAAAAUCUGAGCAUUUGGAGAUCAUCCAUAUGCUGAAUGCACUGAAACUGAUUGCGCCUUAUCUUUCUGACAAAGUCAGUAUGAAAAUCUUGAAAGAACUAUAUAAGCUGUUGACUUGCCAGUUCUCACCACUUACCCGGCAUGUUUUUAACAUUAUUGAAACCUUUUUUAAAUCUUCAAGAGCAGAAGUCAUUGCUCCAGAGGUAGAGAACUACUUGAAGUUACUUGCAUCAUAUGUAUCUUCUGGUGAGAACCCCAUGGACACCAUACUUUCUGCAGCUAAUUUGAUAAAAAGUGGUUCAACCAAAAUUCAUGCAGCAGACCCGAGCAUAUUGAUUGGAAAUCUUCCUCUGGUAUUUGGUUCUUUAGCAGGUCUUCUAGUUUCUGAGGCUAGUACAGCAUCACAGGCUGCAGGUAUCUUGAAAGAGUUGAUCAGCCACCUUCUCAAUCAAAUGACUUUAUUGACCAGUGAAAAUGAAACAUAUGAGGAUAAACUAAGGGAUACCACUGAAUCUGUAGUCAUCUCUUCUAUUUGUAAUGUAUUUGAGAACAUGCUCACUACUGCCGGGGUGGUUCCAAAUAAGCAUAUGUUGGCUGUCAUUUCAGAUUUGCUACUCAAACUUGGCAAUGUCUCAUACUUAUUUAUGAAAAGCAUUGUGCUUAAAAUUGCAGACAUGGUGAAGCUUACUAAGGGAGACAUGUCUAGCAUUAACCAUCUUCAAGAAUGCAUCGGGUCUGCCGUUAUUGCAAUGGGGCCAGAGAAUUUACUGACACUGAUACCCUUAACAUUUCAUCCUGAAAAGUUAACUUGUUUAAACAUUUGGUUGGUUCCAAUUUUGAAGAGAUAUGUUGUUGGUAAAUCUGUAGGAUUUUUUAUGAAGCAUAUUGUCCCCCUUGCAGAAUCUCUUGAGGGAGCUCUAUGUAAAGUUAAAAAGGCGUCACUUCGACAUGAUCUGCAGAGUUAUGCUCAUGGUUUUUGGGGCCUGCUACCUUCCUUCUGUCGUUAUCCUACUGAUAUUGAUCAGGAAUUUGAAACUUUAGCCAAACUCUUCAUAGCAUUCCUCAAGAAAGAUGCCUCCUAUGUGCAUGAAAAUAUAGCCACUGCAUUGCAGGAACUUGUUAACCAAAACAGGAAUAUCUUAAAAUCUAGUAAGGAUGCUACCAAGUUUGUGAAAGAGGCAACUGAUUAUCAUGUAAAAGAUUCUUCUGCAGAAUCUAGGACUAUACCAUCUCACUACUCAAAGAAAAUUGCAAGAAGAAACAUCAAGGUUAUUUCAUCAUGUUCUGUGGACUUGAUUGAGGCCCUUACUGAUGUAUUCUUUAUUUCACCUCCAGAGAAGCGGACUUAUUUGAAGGAGGCUAUGAGAUGCAUGGCUUCUAUUGCUGAGACUUCUAAGGUGAAGAAACUUUUCACAUCGUCAUUAGAGAGGUUCCAGCUUAUAAAUGGUAUUGGUGUUAAUGCAAAUUUGGAGAGUCGUAAUGGUAUUACUGAUACAAAACAAGGAGGGGAUUCAAAGUGUGUGGAGGAAGAAGUUUCAAAGAGGUUGAUUGUGGUAGAGUUUGCAUGCUCUCUUAUUGAAGGAGCCAAUGAAGACCUCAUUGAUAUAAUCUUUAACUACAUUAAGCCAGUUUUACAGGCAUCUAAUGGAAUUGGUCUCUCUGAAGCAUACUACACUUUGAGCCGAAUUUUUGAGGAACAUACUUGGUUUUAUACAUCACGGUGUGAUCAACUUUUGGAACUACUUCUUGAUCUUAAGUCACCAAUUGAUGUCAUGUCUCUAAGAAGUCGAUUUGCAUGUUUUCACUUUUUGUUAAUUCAUAUGUUAAAGAGUGAUUUGGAGGAGGAGAAGAGUGCAAAGGUUUUUCUUAUUCUCAAUGAGAUCAUACUCAGACUAAAGGAUUCGAAGGAAGAAGCCAGGAAAGCAGCGUAUGAUGUACUACUUUCGAUAAGUUCCAGCUUGAAGAGGGAUAUGUUUUCAAGUGGUACACCUCAUCAACGACUGUUUAGUAUGAUAUUGGGUUAUCUUUCUGGUCCUUCUCCUCACAUAACAAGUGCAGCUGUUUCUGCACUUUCAGUGCUGAUAUACAAGGACAGUGAUCUUUGUUUUUCUGUACCUGAUCUGUUGCCUUCAGUUUUAGUUUUGCUGCGAAGCAAAGAUAUAAAAAUUAUAAAAGCUGUUUUGGGCUUCAUGAAAGUGGUGGUAUCCUGCUUACAAGUAGAAGACUUGCAGAAAAUUCUUUCCGAUAUAGUCAAUGGAGUUCUUCCAUGGUCUUCUGUCUCAAGACAUCACUUUAGAUCAAAGGUCACAGUUAUACUGGAAAUCAUGAUACGGAAGUGUGGUGCUUCUUUAGUUCAGUCCAUUGUGCCAGAUAAAUACAAGGGGUUUAUCAAAACUGUUUUGGAGCAACGCCAUGGAAAGAAAAGUUCUAAAGAUGGUAGUACUGAGACGGCAUUGGAACUUGCAGAUACAUCUCCAAAGUGGAGGAAAAAGAGGGCUUAUGGAGGAGUAGAUGUGCCAGAUGCGGAAGAUGGUUCCAGGACACUUGGAAUAGUGCAUAAGAGGAGAGAAAAGAAACGCAAAGUUGAAAAUUCCCACAAAAAUGAGCCGCACAAGCAUAUGGUUAGUGGUACUGAAAACCGAAGGAUGAACAAACCUGACUCUAAAUCAGGGAAAUUAUUGAAAGGUCAGCCAAUGGACAGAGUUAAGAGCAAAAUGAGGGAGUUGAAGAAAAUUGCCACAAUUGGAGGAAAGGGAAAGGUGGGGCGAAAAAAGGCAGGCAAAGCAUUGGUUCCUGGUCUUGCUGGUUCUUUGAAGGUCCAGAAGAAAAAGAAAAAAAACUAAUAACUAGACAUCUGCAUUGAGCUUGGAAUAUUAAAAUGCUUCUGUUGCACAUAAAAGCCAGUCGCAGUGCCUCCAGCUACUAUUUUAACUGCACGGAAAGCAGUUUACAGUUUCAGAGUAGUCCUGCAUAUAUUUUGCAAAAUACCACCACUCUUCACUGCAAAGUUAGAAGAUGAUGAAACAUUGGGUGGCUUGAAUUUCUGAGUUCCUCUUGAAGGUGGAAUGAGUACCAGUUGUCAGGAAUUCAGUUAAUGUGAAGUUGCACUUUGCACAUUGGUUUGUCCUUUAUCAAGAUAAUUGAUCCUUUUUUUUUUUGUUUUUUAAUGACAUUAAGAUGUUAUUGUGCCAACCAUUUUUGGCCUCUUAAGAUGUUCCAUAUCAGUUUUUUGUUUCAUCAAUCUAUUUUUCUUGUAUUUAA
Molecule: messenger RNA, 4091 nt
Organism: Nelumbo nucifera (sacred lotus)
Lineage: Eukaryota; Viridiplantae; Streptophyta; Magnoliopsida; Proteales; Nelumbonaceae
Product: ARM repeat superfamily protein
Source: RefSeq, a predicted model, not a curated record